UAUCUUUGACAUUGGCCCACCGGGUUUAUUAAAGUUAAAUAUGGCUUCGCUGUCUUUAAACACGCUAAAACAAGUAAUGAGAGCCAUGGUAGAUAACCCAGGCUUCGACAGAGUCAUGAAGAAGGUGGACAUUUUGUCUGCCGCCCCAGGUAAGGUGGUGUGUGAGCUGCGGGUGGAAGAGGAGCACACUAACCGGGGAGGGACGCUGCACGGCGGGUUGACAGCCACACUGGUCGAUGUCAUCUCCACCGUGGCUAUCAUGAACAGUGACAGGGGGGCACCGGGGGUCAGUGUGGACAUGAACAUAACAUACAUGAAUGCUGCCAAGAUUGGAGAGGACGUACUCAUCACUGCUCAGGUUCUAAAGCAAGGGCGGACUUUGGCGUUUGCCACUGUGGACCUCACCAGCAAGGCCACAGGGAAGCUCAUAGCACAAGGAAGACACACCAAACACCUUGGCAGCAGCUAAACUGUCUCCAGUCUGUGCCUAUCUGUAAAUCACAUGAUCAAGUCGCUCUACUGUCAUAACAAUGAACUCUAAGCAUGUAAAUUAACCUCUGCCUGUAAAUAGUUUGACUGUGUGUAAAAUGUAGUUAACAGUGGUGUGUGCAACAAAUCCUGCUCAUGGCUAGUUACUUAAUGACGUGCUGUUACCACAGUCACAUAUUGCAGUUACAGAGAAACGAAUAUCUGUAUGGCCUGAGUCAACUUUGACCUCACUGUAUCAAUGAUUCAUGCACAUGCAAUAAAACAAAUGGACAAGAGUUCUGCUUUCAAAAUUUGCACUGUAUUGGGAUAUGCUCAGCAGUAUUGAUUUGAGAAUCAACAGAAAAAAACCCAGAAGUUACACGCCUUAUACCCUUUCAACUGAACACACUGAAUCAACAAAUUAUUUGUACUAUGUACUUCAUAUUCUUUGACAAGUAAAGCCUGCAAACCCCAAUUUUAAUUUGAUGAGCAUGGCAGCAAAUUAUCCUUAAUUUUAGUAGGUCAAAUUAAACAAAAACAAAAAAUCAGUUAGCUUCAGCAACUUGUGUUAGGUAAGUUAAGUUUAAACAAAAGUAUGUCACCAUUUCAGUUUCUCACCAACCCACAUCCCAAAUAAAACAAAAACAUAAAACAUCAGAUUUCAGUAGCUUAAAUGAAAUAGUGCAUGAACGGCUUGAACGGUGACAAUGACCUUCAACAUCUAACCAACAUGUCUCAACUUUGUGUACAAUGCCUUUCAAGUCACUCAAGAUUUUAGCAAAGGCCUGCCUAGCAAUUUUCAGAGGAAAGCAAAUGACACCAAAACAUUUCUUUAAAAGUCCAGCAAAAAACUAAGGCGGUUUAUAAGAAGCAAUACCUACACCAUAUGAUUUGACAAACAUUGUUCAUCUUGUUAUCUUUGCUUACACGGGUGUUUUAACACCUAUUCACACCUGUCCUUGGUCAAAAGAUUGUAUAAAGUUGUUCUAGAAACCCCAUUGACAUUACAAGCUUUAACAAUCCUUUCUUAUGACAACAAGGAUAUAAAACACGUCCAUCUGAGAACCACCGUGAAGACCUGUGUAUUGUUUGUUCCUGUUUUGAUGCAACAUAAAGAGUUCCUUCAAUGACCGGUGCUGUUGACAGUGCGGCUCCAAGAGAACAACCAACCACUCAAAAUCAAUGUUCGUGCAGGUUCAAAUAAACAAAACUGGAUGAGUGAGUAGAAGGGAAUGAAGAGGGAGUGAAAUAAAAAACAACAA
Scomber scombrus (Atlantic mackerel) is the source of this 1730-nucleotide messenger RNA. It is a transcript of the gene acot13, whose product is annotated as acyl-CoA thioesterase 13. Lineage: Eukaryota; Metazoa; Chordata; Actinopteri; Scombriformes; Scombridae. The record is from RefSeq and is a predicted model, not a curated record. The coding region runs from base 41 to 469 and encodes 142 amino acids. Gene Ontology annotation, molecular function: fatty acyl-CoA hydrolase activity. The transcript has 3 exons.